Molecule: messenger RNA, 1608 nt
Organism: Aspergillus ochraceoroseus IBT 24754
Lineage: Eukaryota; Fungi; Ascomycota; Eurotiomycetes; Eurotiales; Aspergillaceae
Product: alpha-arrestin
Exons: 1
Coding region: 1-1608 (535 amino acids)
Biological process (GO): ubiquitin-dependent endocytosis
Cellular component (GO): cytosol; plasma membrane; cytoplasm
Molecular function (GO): protein-macromolecule adaptor activity; ubiquitin protein ligase binding
Source: RefSeq, a predicted model, not a curated record
AUGCCGGGCCGUCUUCUUUCCAGUUUGGUCUGGCACUCUGGCUCUCAUCACUCCAUCUCCUCUCAUUCAAACAACUCUUCCACGUCUUCCGUAAACGAAGUCCCACACAGCACAGUUCCUUCCAAGAAGCACCUGACCCACUCCCAUACUGACGGAACACACUCUCCGGAGCGCCGUCUGUCUUUCUCCAUGGACCACUUCAUCCACACCUACAGAGACCACCACAGCAAGGAAAAGCGCCGGGCCCAUGGACGGUCAUCCCGCUCGAAGGAGCGUGCUGGUCAUGAUGAGGACGCAGCUCCCUCAGCAAAGUUGGAUGUCAUUGUCGAGUCUCCUCCACUGGUCUGCUACGGAACUCCCGACAACUCUACUGGUGCUCUAUUUUCUGGGCGCUUGAGGGUUACCAUCCCUGAAGCUGCAGGCAUGGUUACCCUGGACAAGUUUGAUAUGCGCCUGGUUAUGAAGAAGACUACCAAGAAGCCAGUCUCGAGGGACUGCCCUGACUGCGCCUCCCGUACGGAAGAGCUGACCAACUGGAACUUCUUGACCGAGUCCAUUCACCUCAAGACUGGCGACCACGAUUUUCCGUUCAGCUACUUGUUCCCAGGCAACUUGCCCGCGUCCUGCAAUGGCUCCCUUGGUAAGGUCGAGUACUCCCUCGAAGCCCACGCACGCAACACUUCCGGCGAAGAUUACAGCUUCACCAUGCCCCUGCAAAUGAAGCGCGCCCUUCUUCCUGGCAAUGACAAAUCUUCCAUCCGCAUCUUCCCUCCCACCAAUCUCACCGGCCGCAUUGUGCUUCCAUCCGUUGUUCACCCCAUUGGCACCUUCCCUGUCCAGAUGACCUUGAGCGGAGUUUUGGACAAGGGCGACGAUACUCAGACUCGCUGGCGACUGCGCAAGAUGAUGUGGAGAAUCGAGGAACAUCAGAAAAUCGUCUCUACCGCAUGCCCCAAGCACACUCACAAAAUUGGCGGAGAGGGCAAGGGCGUUUUACAUCAGGAAACCCGAAUCAUCGGCCACAAUGAAGAAAAGGAUGGCUGGAAAACCGAUUUCGACACCGCGGGCGGCGAGAUCAGCAUGCAGUUCGAAGCAAACAUCAACCCUGCCUCCAACCCGAUAUGCGAUCUGGAGGCUCCGAACGGGUUGGAAGCGAAACACAACCUAGUGAUCGAAUUGAUCGUUGCGGAGGAAUUCUGCCCCAACCGCAACACCCGACUCAUCACACCCACUGGCGCAGCACGCGUUCUUCGAAUGCAGUUUAAUCUUCACGUCACCGAGAGAAGUGGACUCGGCAUUAGCUGGGAUGAGGAGAUGCCACCUGUCUACGAGGAUGUUCCCGCCAGCCCCCCUGGAUACACUAUGCUGGGCGGGAACAGUACCAUCGAAGAUUACACUGGGUCUCCACUGCCUCUCCCCGACGGUGACGGACUGGAGCGAAUGGAGUCUCUUCGAUUGGACAGUGCAUCGACACAUUCCUCUGCCCACUCCUCUACCCACUCCUCUACCCACUCCUCUCGUGGUCACGGCCGAAUCACCACCGAUGACCUCACCACCGAACCGGAGGAGUUCGGAAAUAGAAACCGAGCUCCAUCUCUAGACUCGUGA